Messenger RNA from Nothoprocta perdicaria, 2552 nucleotides. It is a transcript of the gene APCDD1L, whose product is annotated as APC down-regulated 1 like. Gene Ontology annotation, biological process: negative regulation of Wnt signaling pathway. Gene Ontology annotation, molecular function: Wnt-protein binding. The transcript has 4 exons. Gene Ontology annotation, cellular component: plasma membrane. NCBI's taxonomy places the organism in Eukaryota, Metazoa, Chordata, Aves, Tinamiformes, Tinamidae. The coding region runs from base 1 to 1482 and encodes 493 amino acids. The record is from RefSeq and is a predicted model, not a curated record.
AUGGCCCGGCGCUGGUGGCUCGCAGCGCUGCUCCUAGCGUGCGCGGCCGCGGAGGCGCCGCUGCGCUGGGAGCCGCGGUGCCGGCAGCGGCUCCGCCACCUGCAGGACGGCGCCAGGAUCGCGGCGCGGCUGCCGCCCCGCCUCGACGGCCACUGGGUCUCCACCGGGUGCGAGGUGCGGCCGGGYCCCGAGUUCCUCACCAGGUCCUACCUCUUCUACUCCAACCGCCUCUUCAAGGCCCACCAGUUCUACUACUGGGACCCAUCGUGCCGUGAGCCCUCCUACUCCCUGGUCAUCAAGGGCAAGGUGCGCCUGCGCCAGGCCUCCUGGAUCACGCGCGGCGCCACCGAGGCUGACUACCACCUGCACAAGGUGGGCAUCGUCUUCCACAGCCGGCGCGCCAUGCGGGAGGUUGCCGCCUGGGUCAACGGGACAUCGGGGCCAGGCUGCAGUGGCUUCCUGCCCGCGGGGCGCAGCUGGGCGCCCGGAGCGCUCUAUGAGGUGCUGAGCGCCAAGACGGAGCGUGACUGCACGGCCGCGCUGGGCUUUGCCAUGCACGAGCUAAGCCUGGUGCGCGUGGAGCAGCACUACCAGGCGCUGCCGCGGCCCGGCGGGCGCCUCGUGGAGGAGCUCUACCUGGGGGACAUCCACACCGAGUGGCGUGAGAGGCUCCACUACCGGCCCACCGGCUACCAGCAACCUCUGCAGAACGCUCUGCACCACGUGCAUCCUUGCCCAGCCUGCGGGAUUAUAUACAGAGCUGAUGAACACCAUCCACCCAUCCUACCUGUGCGAGCAGAGCUGCCCAUGCAGCUGAGCGGCAGCUGGGUGAGCACCCACUGCGAGGUCCGGCCCGCCGUGCUUUUCCUCACCAGAUACUUCAUAUUUCAUGGGAGCAAUCACACCUGGGAAGGUUAUUAUUACCACUACUCCGACCCGCUGUGCAAGCAGCCGACUUUCACCAUCUACGCRUCUGGGCGUUACACUCAAGGCAUCCCCUCCUCCAAAGUGAGGGGUGGCACCGAACUGGCUUUUAAGGUCACCCAGGCUCGGGUGACACCGAUGGACCAGGUGACAGUGAUGAUGCUCAACUCCUCGGAGCCGGGAAGCUGCGGGCUCACAAACUCCUGGCACGCUGGGAUGGAGCAGGAUAUAACACCCACAAAUGGAUGUUUGGCUUUGGGCAUCAAGCUGCCGCACACAGAGUAUGAACUUUUCAAAACAGAGCAAGACGCCAGAGACCRCAGCUUGCUGUUCAUCGGCGAAAGGCCCACGGAUGGAUCCAGCCCCGACCGGCCGGACAAGCGACCCACGUCGUAUCAAGCACCUCUCAUUCAGUGCGCUGGGGCCUCCGAGGAGUUCUCUGAAUAUAUUAGUCUGAAAUACUUGGGAAAGCCGGAUGCUAGUGGGAAUGGAGCACUAAAACCUUUGCCUGUGGCCUUUUUGUUGUUUAUAGCACUGCAAUUUUUGAGAUGGGACUAGCUCUCUAUUCAGGUACAGCACAGAAUUCACAUAGUCCUGGUGCUAGGAUGAUUUUAUAUCCUUCAAGUGAUCACAUCUGGAAUAAGUUUUACUUAGAUUUGAAAACAUUCAAAAGAAAAGAAAAAGAAAAAAAAAAAAAAAUGAACAAAGCCAAGAAGAUAAGCCUGACUAUAUACUGUUUGUCCUAUGGCUUUAUCACCUAAUCUUCCCUCUUCUUUGCCUACAAAUCUAAUGUAGUGACAUGGAUGCAUUGUACAUUGCAAUAGAUAAUUUAGCAAUAAGAGAGAAAAAGAGCUACAACCAGUUACAAUUGCUGCUUUGAACUUUUGACGCUCCUAAGAUAUAAUCAAGAGCUUGAUUCAGAUGCAAUUCAAACAUCCAAAGUGUUGGCUGCUGACUUUCUUUGAGGUUAAGGUCCCUCCCAUUCUACUCAUUGCUGUUCUUGCAAAUUUAGAUCUAUAGCAUCAGUCAGCAAGAGAGUCAGCAAAUGGUCUAGAUAAGGGCACUCUCAAUCAUUCCUUACUCAGUUUACAGACUUUUCCUGCAGUUUUCAUGUAUAUGUAUACAUUGGUGCAACACACAGUUUUCCAUCUAGUUAUAUGAAAAAAAAAAAAAAAAAGUGCUCCCUGGACAAACUGCUGGGCCUGGCCAUGAUCAGAUUAGAAGCUGCAUUAAAUGAAAGAGGCCACUGUGUCCAUCUGCUCCCAGCUUGCAGCAUCACAUAGCUGCAGGCACUGCGUCCAUGUUGCGUUAUUCUGCCUUUCCCCUCCCUCGUACUGUCAUCUGCUUUGGGAACGUGGCAGCAGCCACCACGUUCCUGCUGCCCCUGUGCAGCCAGCCAAGGACCACCAGGCAGUCGGGGCUCCUGCUCAUCCUGUAUCUCCUGGUACCAAGGAUCCCUUCAAUGCAAACCUUCUCAGGCUGUGUAUUUUCACUGCWUCCCCUUUAGUAAAUGUUCUGGCUCUAAUCUAGCUCCCAAUCCAGCCACAUUCAUGUAAAGAUGUUUCAUAAAUUUGCCGCUGGUGAACAAGGCAUUGAGGAAAUACUCUAAGUGCAUCAGGUCAUGCUGG